CCUGAGAACCCCGCGCGGCCGCGGUCCUUCGGCCCGGGAACCAGAGCGCUGUCUACACCGACUCAGCUCCCAGCUCACCGCUGCAGCCACGACGCCCAUUGAUCAGCUUACCUUGGUGCAAGGGUGAAGAAGGGGGAAUCGCAUUCCCCUAAAAACGCCUCCAGGGCGCGCGGAAGGUCGUGGAGGACCAGGAGGAGGCGGCAGCGGAGGAGAAGGAGGCGGCGAAGGCGUCUGACCGGCCCUGUUGGAGCGGGGGAACGAGCAGGGCGAGCCAGGCGUUGCGCUACUCCCGGGCGCUCGCACAGCGCGGCCGGCUGGACCCGCGGGGGGCCGCGGCGGCCGGCUGCGGGCCGCGUCCUCGGCACCAUGGUCCGGCGGCUGUGGCUGCUCUUCCCAGCCGUCUUCCUGGAGAUGCUCCUUCUCCCCAGAAGCCCCGGCAGGAGAGCGCUGCUGGCGGGAGCCUCGUCUCAGCGCUCGGUGGCCAGAAUGGACGGAGAUGUCAUCAUCGGAGCCCUCUUCUCCGUCCACCAUCAGCCCCCGGCCGAGAAGGUGCCCGAGAGGAAGUGUGGGGAGAUCAGGGAGCAGUACGGCAUCCAGAGGGUGGAGGCCAUGUUCCACACGUUGGACAAGAUCAACGCGGACCCCUCGCUGCUGCCCAACAUCACCCUGGGCAGCGAGGUCCGGGACUCCUGCUGGCACUCGUCCGUGGCGCUGGAGCAGAGCAUCGAGUUCAUCAGGGACUCCCUGAUUUCCAUCCGCGACGAGAAGGACGGGUUCAGCCGGUGCCUGCCGGACGGCCAGCCGGCGCCCCCGGGCAGGACCCGGAAGCCCAUCGCGGGCGUGAUCGGCCCGGGCUCCAGCUCCGUGGCCAUCCAGGUGCAGAACCUGCUCCAGCUCUUCGACAUCCCCCAGAUCGCCUACUCGGCCACAAGCAUCGACCUGAGUGACAAAACUCUCUACAAGUACUUCCUGAGGGUUGUCCCCUCCGACACCCUGCAGGCGAGGGCGAUGCUCGACAUCGUCAAGCGCUACAACUGGACCUACGUCUCCGCGGUGCACACGGAAGGGAACUACGGGGAGAGCGGGAUGGACGCCUUCAAGGAGCUGGCGGCCCAGGAGGGCCUCUGCAUCGCGCACUCGGACAAGAUCUACAGCAACGCGGGCGAGAAGAGCUUCGACCGGCUCCUGCGCAAGCUGCGCGAGCGGCUGCCCAAGGCCCGCGUGGUUGUGUGCUUCUGCGAGGGCAUGACGGUGCGCGGGCUGCUGAGCGCCAUGCGCCGCCUCGGCGUGGUCGGCGAGUUCUCGCUCAUCGGCAGUGACGGAUGGGCAGACAGAGACGAAGUCAUCGAGGGGUACGAGGUGGAAGCCAACGGGGGCAUCACCAUCAAGCUGCAGUCCCCGGAGGUGCGGGCCUUCGACGACUACUUCCUGAGGCUGCGGCUCGGCACCAACACCAGGAACCCCUGGUUCCCCGAGUUCUGGCAGCACCGUUUCCAGUGCCGCCUGCCCGGGCACCCCCUGGAGAACCCCAGCUUCAGCAGGGUCUGCACAGGCAACGAGAGCUUGGAGGAGAACUACGUGCAGGACAGCAAGAUGGGCUUCGUCAUCAACGCCAUCUACGCCAUGGCACACGGGCUGCAGAACAUGCACCUGGCGCUGUGCCCGGGCCACGUGGGGCUGUGCGACGCCAUGCGGCCCAUCGACGGCAGCAAGCUCCUGGACUUCCUCCUCAAGUCCUCCUUCGUCGGCGUGUCCGGGGAGGAGGUGUGGUUCGAUGAGAAAGGGGAUGCUCCGGGAAGGUACGACAUCAUGAAUCUGCAGUACACAGAUGCAAACCGCUACGACUAUGUCCAUGUGGGAACCUGGCAUGAAGGUGUGCUGAACAUCGACGAUUAUAAAAUCCAGAUGAACAAGAGCGGAGUGGUCCGUUCCGUGUGCAGCGAGCCGUGCCUCAGGGGCCAGAUCAAGGUCAUACGGAAGGGGGAGGUGAGCUGCUGCUGGAUCUGCACGGCCUGCAAGGAGAACGAGUAUGUGCAGGACGACUUCACCUGCAAAGCCUGUGACCUGGGCUGGUGGCCCAAUGCCGACCUCACAGGCUGUGAACCCAUCCCUGUGCGCUACCUCGAGUGGAGCAACAUAGAAUCCAUCAUCGCCAUCGCCUUCUCCUGCAUGGGCAUCCUGGUCACGCUGUUCGUCACCCUCAUCUUUGUGCUGUACCGGGACACGCCCGUGGUCAAGUCCUCCAGCCGGGAGCUCUGCUACAUCAUCCUGGCCGGCAUCUUCCUGGGCUACGUGUGCCCCUUCACCCUCAUCGCCAAGCCCACCACCACGUCCUGCUACUUGCAGCGCCUCCUGGUCGGGCUCUCCUCCGCCAUGUGCUACUCCGCCCUGGUGACCAAGACCAACCGCAUCGCGCGCAUCCUGGCGGGCAGCAAGAAGAAGAUCUGCACGCGCAAGCCCAGGUUCAUGAGCGCCUGGGCACAGGUGAUCAUCGCCUCCGUCCUCAUCAGCGUGCAGCUCACCCUGGUGGUGACCCUGAUCAUCAUGGAGCCCCCCAUGCCCGUUCUGUCCUACCCCAGCAUCCAGGAGGUCUACCUGAUCUGCAACACCAGCAACUUGGGCGUGGUGGCCCCGCUGGGCUACAACGGGCUCCUCAUCAUGAGCUGCACCUACUACGCCUUCAAGACUCGCAACGUGCCCGCCAACUUCAACGAGGCCAAGUACAUCGCCUUCACGAUGUACACCACCUGCAUCAUCUGGCUGGCUUUCGUGCCCAUUUACUUCGGGAGCAACUACAAGAUCAUCACCACCUGCUUCGCGGUCAGCCUCAGCGUCACGGUGGCCCUGGGCUGCAUGUUCACGCCGAAGAUGUACAUCAUCAUCGCCAAGCCCGAGAGGAACGUCCGCAGUGCCUUCACCACCUCCGACGUCGUCCGCAUGCACGUCGGGGACGGCAAGCUGCCCUGCCGCUCCAACACCUUCCUCAACAUCUUCCGGAGAAAGAAGCCAGGGGCCGGGAACGCCAAUCUCACAUUCUCUUUCUAUGGGGAGCUACAGGUCCUCUUUGUUUUCACUCCUUUGAGCAAAGAGCAUGAAGCGACCGACAGCUGAGCACACCCAGACUCCCCAGAAGCCACAGGUUCAGCCCUGCUGUUGACUCUUUCCUUCCAUGUGUUUCCUCUCUCCACCGGGCGUGGGUCGGAGAUGCAAACACUACCUUUGGUCGCUAGUUUAGACCACAGUGGAAGAGUUUCUGAUUUAUUCUUACCACUCUGGAGCCACA
Molecule: messenger RNA, 3283 nt
Organism: Choloepus didactylus (southern two-toed sloth)
Lineage: Eukaryota; Metazoa; Chordata; Mammalia; Pilosa; Megalonychidae
Product: metabotropic glutamate receptor 1
Exons: 9
Coding region: 367-3111 (914 amino acids)
Biological process (GO): regulation of synaptic transmission, glutamatergic; G protein-coupled glutamate receptor signaling pathway
Cellular component (GO): postsynaptic density membrane
Molecular function (GO): adenylate cyclase inhibiting G protein-coupled glutamate receptor activity; G protein-coupled receptor activity involved in regulation of postsynaptic membrane potential
Source: RefSeq, a predicted model, not a curated record